GGAGUGAUUUGCUGGAGGUCUGUGUAUAGUUCUGGCCUUCUAUGGUCUUGCAGGCAUUCCACAUGCAUACGUGAGGGUAAAAUUUCAUUUGUCUGGAGGUUCGUGAGAAAAAUCCAAAACAUUUAAGUGGGGAAUCUGCUGAAAAUGUAUGGAAUGGGUUACAAAGCAUGAUCUAUAGCAAGGAAAUGAUUAAAUCUCUUCCUACGCAUUUGUUUUCCCCCAAACUGUCAGUGUGUAUCAAAUCCAUAAGGAGGUAUGCAAAAGGGAGAAGUAAAACGAACUGUGGGUCUGCUCUGGGUAAAGAUUACGUGUCCACUGCAAACGUCUGAGCUACCAUCGCCUGGAGUGAAGAUCCGUGUGCCCAGAGGUUGUCCACGUUUAUGGAAAAACCUUCAAAUUAGGAACGUGAAAGGCUAAAGCUCAAACCUAUUUAAACAGUGAAUGUGAGUCUAGACUCUCCUGGAGCGGCUUCACCACUGGAUAUGUCUAAGAAGUCUCAUCACGCACGGGUAGAGCCGAGCCUGCGCCGUGCCCUUCCAGCAGGACGGGACGCGCUGCUCCGGCCACCCCUGUGGAGAGCCGUGGUUAUCGUUAAGUGGGCCGUAAGGAAGUUGUGUCAGCUCAGGGUUUUAUUCCCCCGUAACCCCAGGAGCACGGGACCGCACACGAAACUCCUUUUGGCUGAUCGGCCCCCUCCCCCUGAAACCUCCCUAUCCUACCUAACACCCGUAAAGGGGACAGUGUGGGGUCCCAGUCGAGAUCUUCCCUCACCUCACAGCGAAGGCACUCAGGAGGGACCGCCCUGAGGCGAGCGGACGGCGGGAAGGGCGCUGAGGGGACGGGGGGAUGGGAGCGCGAGGCGCGUGGGGGAAGGGAGACGGGCAACAGCCGCGGCCCCCGAAGGCUCCGGGGGGCAGAGAGCACCUUAGCGAGGCAUAAAGCUCUCCCCUCGCUCUCUGUCUCCUCGGAGGGGUGCCUGGGCGGGAGCCCCCCGCAAGGGAGGCGGCAGCGCUAGGAGGAGGCGCCUCGCAACAGAUGGUUAAAGCCGGCUCCUCGCUGCGGCCCGCAUUGGCCGGCGGCGGCGCGAGCCGGGCGGGAGGAAGGGCGGGCGGGAGCCGGGCUCGCGCGAGGCGAGGCGAGCAAGCAGCGGCGAGGAGCGGCGUGCAGCGCCCCCAGCCCGCUCGUCGCGCGGCCGCUGAGGAGAGCGACUUCCCGCGGCCCGGGGCGGAGCGCGCGCCUCCCUCCUCGGCGGCUCCGGGCCACCUGUGAGUUUUCCGCCUGGCGGGUGCUCAUCGCGUCCAGAUGUGAAGCUAUGCAGAGGUGCGGUGUCUGUGCUAUCUCCCUCGCCUUCUCCACCCUGUAAGCAUUAAAUGACUGCUGAUGCUGGAAAACUUGCUUACUCACCUCUGUAUCUCUCCGCAGAAGACCAGUUGCUGACCUUAUCCAGGUCUGCUUCUCAGGCUGCUUUUGACUUCUCUGGACAGUAGCAACACAUUGAAUCUGACAUGAUUCUUCCCAGUUCUACUGCUGCAGAUGGAAUUCUGAGUACAAGGAAUGAAAAUUGAUAGAACUUACUGGUGCUCAUUCUGCUAUAGCCUGGCAAGUCUCUGAUCAGCAUCAAAGGAUACCUGCAAAGAAAAAAAGUGGAAGCCAUUAACAUACGUUGUUCAGAGAGAGCACUAAAUCAACACAAUAUGGCACAGCAUAGUGUUGUCCUUGGAUUAUUCAUGAUGAUGGUUUUAUCACUGUUGGAUGGAAGUUCAGCUUUCCUGUUAAACCAGCGUCUAAAAGGAAGAUUUCAAAGAGACCGUAGAAACAUCCGCCCAAACAUCAUCCUUGUUCUUACUGAUGAUCAGGAUGUAGAACUUGGUUCUAUGCAAGUGAUGAAUAAAACAAGACGGAUCAUGGAGCAUGGAGGUGCUCAUUUCAUCAAUGCCUUUGUGACAACACCAAUGUGCUGCCCAUCACGCUCCUCUAUUCUUACGGGGAAGUACGUCCACAACCACAACACCUACACUAACAACGAGAACUGUUCUUCUCCAUCCUGGCAGGCUCAGCAUGAAAUACGUACAUUUGCUGUGUACCUCAACAACACAGGAUAUAGGACAGCUUUCUUUGGAAAGUACCUUAAUGAAUAUAAUGGUUCCUAUGUGCCUCCUGGUUGGAAAGAAUGGGUUGGAUUACUUAAAAAUUCUCGAUUUUACAACUACACACUCUGUAGAAAUGGAGUGAAGGAGAAACAUGGAUUUGACUACUCCAGGGAUUAUCUCACUGAUCUGAUAACCAAUGACAGUAUCACAUUCUUCAGAAUAUCAAAGAAGAUGUAUCCUCACAGGCCUGUUUUGAUGGUUAUAAGCCAUGCUGCUCCUCAUGGCCCUGAAGAUUCAGCCCCUCAAUAUUCACAUCUCUUUCCUAAUGCUUCACAACACAUCACUCCUAGCUAUAACUAUGCUCCAAACCCAGACAAGCACUGGAUAAUGAGGUAUACGGGUCCCAUGAAACCUAUACACAUGGAGUUCACUAACAUGUUGCAGAGAAAGCGCCUUCAAACACUCAUGUCUGUGGAUGAUUCUAUGGAGAUGAUUUACAACACAUUGGUUGAAACUGGUGAACUGGACAAUACAUAUAUAAUAUACACAGCAGAUCAUGGUUAUCAUAUUGGUCAGUUCGGGCUGGUGAAGGGAAAAUCCAUGCCGUAUGAGUUUGAUAUCAGAGUUCCUUUCUAUGUCCGAGGGCCAAAUGUGGAGGCUGGGUCCUUGAAUCCUCACAUUGUGUUGAAUAUUGAUCUUGCACCUACGAUUCUAGAUAUUGCUGGAUUGGAUAUUCCCUCUGAUAUGGAUGGUAAAUCUAUUCUAAAACUUCUGGAUUCUGAGAGACCGGUGAAUAGGUUCCAUUUAAAGAAAAAGGUGAAAGUGUGGAGAGACUCAUUCCUAGUGGAGAGAGGUAAACUGCUGCAUAAGAGGGAAAAUGAGAAGGUAGAUGCCCAAGAAGAAAAUUUUCUACCCAAAUACCAGCGUGUGAAAGAUCUUUGUCAGAGAGCUGAGUAUCAAACAGCUUGUGAACAGCUUGGCCAGAAAUGGCAGUGUGUGGAAGAUCCCAGUGGGAAGCUCAAAUUGCACAAGUGCAAGGGAAUGGUGAACUUGGCAGGCAACAGCAAAGGCACUUCCAAUCUUUUGCCCAAGUACUACAACAGGAAUAGUGAAGACUGCAAUUGUGAAGAGAACGAAUACAAGCUGAGCCACACGGGACGGAGAAAAAAGCUCUUCUCCAAGAAGAAAUACAAACCGAGCUAUGCCCGGAAUCGCUCUACCCGCUCUGUAUCUGUUGAGCUGAACGGGGCCGUGUUUAACUUGGGUUUGGAGGAUGGAUACCAACCUGUCUUACCGAGAAACAUCACCAAGCGGCACAAGAUGCAGAGGGCUGUUCUUCGUGAGGAGGAAGAUAAAGACAUGGCUGAAUACAGUGGCACUGGAGGCAUUGCAGAGUAUGCAGCCCCAAAUCUAAUAAAAGUGACACAUAGGUGCUACAUCCUGGAGAAUGACACUGUGCAGUGUGACACCGAUCUGUACAGGUCACUGCAAGCUUGGAAGGACCACAAACUUCAUAUCGACCACGAGAUUGAAACUCUGCAAAAUAAAAUAAAAAACCUGAGGGAGGUGAGAGGGCAUCUGAAGAAGAAGAGACCUGAGGAGUGUGACUGUAACAAGAUAAGUUACCAUUCAAAACACAAAAGCAAACUGAGGCACAAAGGAUCUAAUCUUCACCCUUUCAAGAAAGCCCUACAGGAGAAAGACAGGCUGUGGCUGCUUCGAGAGCAAAGACGAAAGAAGAAACUGCGCAAACUGCUGAAGAGAAUAAAAAACAAUGACACAUGCAGUAUGCCUGGCCUGACCUGCUUCACCCAUGACAACCAGCACUGGCAAACUGCGCCCCUGUGGACAUUGGGUCCUUUCUGUGCUUGUACCAGUGCCAACAACAACACAUACUGGUGUCUGAGGACAAUCAACGAGACCCACAACUUCCUGUUCUGUGAAUUUGCUACUGGAUUUUUGGAGUAUUUUGAUCUCAAUACUGACCCAUAUCAGCUAAUUAAUGCAGUGAAUACGCUAGAUAGAGAUGUUCUCAAUCAACUGCACGUCCAGCUCAUGGAACUAAGAAGCUGCAAAGGGUACAAACAGUGCAAUCCAAGAACUAGGAACAUAGAUUUGGGACUUAAAGAUGGAAGCUAUGAGCAGUACAGGCAGUUUCAGCGUCGAAAGUGGCCAGAUGUGAAGAGACCAUCAUCUUCUAAGUCACUAGGACAGCUGUGGGAAGGAUGGGAGGGCUAACUGCCUCAACUGCUGGACCUCAGCGAGGACAUGAACUGGCCAGAACUUGAAUUCGUGUACAGACUAAGCAAAAAUAUGUAUGAUUUCAGAAGAAUUUCAAUGUUAGCUUGGAGGACUGGAUGAACUUGGAGGCCAAAAUAGAUAGUGUUUGCACUGGUGAGUGAAUUAAAUAGAUGAAGUGAAAUUACAGGAACCUGCUGCCAGGAAUACAGGUCUCUUUCAGAUCCACUCUUGUACCUGCUUUUUGCUUUGGAUUAUAUACCUCACCUGCUGCACAAGGCUUUUUACUUCAAGAAGAUACCACUAACUCUGUUCCAGAAAUUGACAGAAGAGGAAAUACAGCUGCAUCCCAAAGAGGAUUGCCAUCCCAGUGGGCAAAGUGUCCUCAAAGACAGUGGAAGUAAACUAUGUUUCAGUGCAACUAUGCCUUUGGAUGUAAGGAGACAAAUUUCAAAGCCAAGUAUAUCAUGGACACUUUGCUUCCAAUGGGGGUAAAGUUAACAGCGAAAAAAAACCUCGUAAGAGAUUCAGGAAUUCAAGUGAGCAGCACUGAAUAUUCUCAAUACCAUGAUAUCUCUCAAAUUUCCUCCUCUGAGGAUAUGUUUUAGUUCCACAUCUACUUGUCCAUCCUAUUGACACCUCUAGGAAAAUUAGAGAAAAUCUUGACUAACAGGAUGUCAUAUUUUUGGAGGGGUUGUGUAAAUAUUCAUCAGCAUACUGUUUAAAAAUAUAAUUUCCUUCAGGUUGUGAAGAAUUUUGUUAAUAAAAGUGUGGAAUGCCCACA
This is a messenger RNA of Gallus gallus (chicken), 5112 nucleotides long. RefSeq names its product sulfatase 2 (gene SULF2). The transcript is spliced from 26 exons. Lineage: Eukaryota; Metazoa; Chordata; Aves; Galliformes; Phasianidae. The record is from RefSeq and is a predicted model, not a curated record. The coding region runs from base 1695 to 4328 and encodes 877 amino acids. Gene Ontology annotation, cellular component: Golgi apparatus; endoplasmic reticulum; plasma membrane. Gene Ontology annotation, molecular function: N-acetylglucosamine-6-sulfatase activity; glycosaminoglycan binding; calcium ion binding.